This is a messenger RNA of Mugil cephalus (flathead mullet), 828 nucleotides long. RefSeq names its product EBP like (gene ebpl). Gene Ontology annotation, cellular component: endoplasmic reticulum; membrane. Gene Ontology annotation, molecular function: cholestenol delta-isomerase activity. Gene Ontology annotation, biological process: sterol metabolic process. The record is from RefSeq and is a predicted model, not a curated record. The coding region runs from base 122 to 757 and encodes 211 amino acids. Lineage: Eukaryota; Metazoa; Chordata; Actinopteri; Mugiliformes; Mugilidae. The transcript has 4 exons.
UCUGCGCAGUCUGCAGUUGGGACGUAGACCUGGAUCUGGACCUGGACCUAGACCUGGAUCUGGACCUGGAGCUGGACCUGGAUCUGGACCUGAAUCUAAACUAACCUGUAGUUGUGUCCAAAUGGACUCGGAGACGUCCCCCGUCCUCUCCCCGGUCUCCAUCCUGUCCCUGUUGGCGUGUGGUCUCCAGGUUUUAGCUGCCGUCCUCCUGACUAGAUGGUUUGGGGGGCGGAGCUCAGCUCAGGACAGGUGGGUCCUUCUGUGGCUCUUCUAUGAUGUCAUCGUCCACCUGACCCUGGAGGGACCGUUUGUGUACAUGUCUCUGAGGGGGACGGUGGACACGUCUCAAGGUCCUCUGGCUGAACUCUGGAAGGAGUACAGUAAGGCCGACAGUCGUUGGUUAGUUUCUGAUCCAACAAUCGUCUCCAUUGAAAUUGUGACGGUCGUCCUCGACUCUCUGAUCGCUCUGGUACUAAUACACGCAGUACUGGAAGACAAGUACUACAGACACUUCCUGCAGAUCGCUCUGAGCGUGUGCGAGCUGUACGGCGGCUGGAUGACCUUCUGUCCUGAUUGGCUGAUGGGAAGUCCUCACCUCAACACGUCCAACCCCCUCUACCUGUGGGUCUACCUGGUCUUCUUCAACGGGGUCUGGGUCCUGGUCCCGGUCCUGCUGCUGGUCCAGUCCUGGUUCUGUCUCAAGAGUCUGCACACGCUCAGUGUGGACACACACAACAUGAAGAGGAAGCAGCUGUAGAGACCAAUGAUGACAUGAAACUUGUGUCUCUUUGUUUCACAUUUAUUCAUAAUAAAGACGCUGGAACUUCA